Molecule: messenger RNA, 2605 nt
Organism: Arabidopsis arenosa
Lineage: Eukaryota; Viridiplantae; Streptophyta; Magnoliopsida; Brassicales; Brassicaceae
Source: the annotation of a GenBank genome assembly
AGUAUAAAGUAGAAGAAGUGGGGGCGUUUUCUCAUCUAUUCUUCAUUUCGAUAAAUAAUUGAAAAGACCAAAAAACAAAAGAGAAGAGAAAGCGUUUGGCGAUGAAGAAGAACGCACUUUGGCUACUGUGCAUUCUGGUGUUACCGGCGAUAACCUGUGGUAGGAAACCGGAGAAGAAGGUAACAGUUUCGUCCUCUGGGAGGAAGGAAGAUGACCUUGUAACCGGUUUGCCCGGCCAACCACCGGUUAACUUCAAACACUACGCCGGUUACGUGAAUCUGGGACCUGAACAGAAGCAGAAGGCACUUUUCUAUUGGUUCUUCGAAGCCCAACAAAACUCUUCUCGUCGUCCUCUAGUCCUUUGGCUCAAUGGAGGACCGGGUUGUUCAUCAAUAGCCUAUGGAGCUGCACAAGAACUAGGCCCUUUUCUUGUUCACACCAACGAUGGCAAACUUUCCUACAAUAAUUUCUCUUGGAACAAAGAGGCCAAUAUGUUGUUCUUGGAAGCACCGGUUGGGGUUGGGUUCUCGUAUACCAAUAACUCAAUGGAUCUUCAAAAGCUUGGAGAUGAAGUUACCGCAGCCGACUCUCUUGCUUUCUUGAUCAACUGGUUCAUGAAAUUCCCCGAGUUCCGAUCCAACGAGUUCUACAUCUCCGGAGAGAGUUACGCCGGUCACUAUGUUCCUCAGCUUGCGGAGGUAAUUUACGACAGGAACAAGAAGACAAAAGACUCUCGCAUUAAUCUCAAGGGUUUCAUGAUAGGGAAUGCGGUGAUCAAUGAGGCAACAGACAUGGCAGGACUAGUGGACUAUGCUUGGAGCCACGCUAUAAUAUCGGACGAGGUCCACACCAACAUCCAUGGCUCGUGCCGUUUUGAGGAAGAUACCACGAACAAGACCGAACAAUGCUACAACAAUUUCAAAGGGUUCAUGGAUGCUUACAACGAUAUCGAUAUAUACAGCAUCUACACUCCCGUUUGCCUCUCCUCUUUGUCCUCAUCUUCUCCAAGAAAACCUAAAAUCGUCGUGUCUCCUCGUCUCCUUACUUUUGACGACAUGUGGGACAAGUUUCCGGCCGGGUACGAUCCAUGCACCGAAGGUUAUGCCGAAAAUUAUUUCAACCGGAAAGAUGUGCAGGUUGCACUCCAUGCGAACGUUACAAACCUUCCUUAUCCGUACUCUCCUUGCAGCGGAGUAAUAAAGAGAUGGAAUGAUGCUCCAUCCACCAUGAUUCCCACCAUACAAAAGCUUUCAACUGGCGGCCUCCGCAUCUGGAUCUAUAGUGGAGAUACGGAUGGGAGAGUUCCGGUAACAUCUACACGCUAUAGCAUAAAAAAGAUGGGACUUAAGGUUGAGUUACCGUGGAGGUCAUGGUUCCACAAGAGUCAAGUGGCUGGAUGGGUUGAGACUUAUGCCGGAGGACUAACGUUUGUGACGGUGAGAGGAGCCGGUCACCAGGGUGUUGGUGUUCUAGCAAAGAGUACCACUUUUGCUAAGAAUCCAAGGCAAUUGCAAUUUGAAGCCGACAUUAACAAACUGUUUAUGUUUACAAGCUAUAAUCGUUUGGGACGAGAUGCUGAGGAGGCUGAUGCAGAAGAGAUCAUUGAGAUUGCUGGUAAAGCCACUUUAUCUGAGCAACAGAAGCAAGUUCAGGAGAACAUUCACUACCAAGUCGAAAUUUUUUGUUCUUUGAUGGACGAGAUUCUUCUUACCAAUAUUAAAAAGACAAAGGAACUAAAUAAGCCAGGAUCAGAAUCAAGAAGGGACAACAAUGUCCCAGCUGCAGACAAGCCCAUUGUUCCUGAGACUAAACCGCUGAAACUCGCUGAAGUCUCACAUCGAUUAAAGGAUCGAAUUGGGUACACCCUCCAGAUCAAACCAUCAUUAAUACCUCACAAAGAUGCGGGUCAAGGUUGUUUUAUAGAAGGUGAAGCAGAUGUGGGAGCUGUCUUAGCCUUUUACCCUGGUGUGAUUUACUCUCCUGCAUUCUACAGAUACAUUCCCGGGUACCCAAAUGUUGAUGCACAGAAUUCAUAUCUGAUCACAGGGUAUGAUGGGACGGUUAUAAAUGCUCAACCUUGGGGUCGUGGAGGAGAAUCACGGGAAGUAUGCUCCUUUCCAACGCCUGAGAUCAGAACAGACACUACAACAGCGGAAAACAGUUCAGACAAGGUAUGGAAGAUGCUGAGUAGGCCGCUUGAAGGUUCGGGUAGUGUAGAAGCGGAUCUUGAAAUGAGAAACCCGUUAGCGUUUGGUCAUUUCAUCAAUCACCCUGGUAAAGACAUGGAACCUAAUGUGAUGAUUUGCCCUUACGACUUCCCAUUGUCAGAGACAGAGAUGCGAGCUUACAUUCCGAAUGUAGCUUUCGGGAACACAGAAGACGUAAAGAUGGGGAGAUUUGGAAGCUUCUUGUCUAGGACAGGUAGUAAUAGCAGUUUGGAUACUCCUGUGCUGAAGACACUUGUUCUAGUGUCUACAAAAGCGUUGUGCAAUGAGGAACUGAUGCUGAACUACAGGCUGAGCAAUUCCGAGAAAAGACCGGUGUGGUAUAUCCCACUUGAUGAAUAAGAAGAUUGAAGGAGAUGGAGCUACAGUCUCUGGUUUUU